Drosophila arizonae is the source of this 1454-nucleotide messenger RNA. RefSeq names its product Tumor necrosis factor receptor superfamily member wengen (gene wgn). The record is from RefSeq and is a predicted model, not a curated record. NCBI's taxonomy places the organism in Eukaryota, Metazoa, Arthropoda, Insecta, Diptera, Drosophilidae. Gene Ontology annotation, molecular function: protein binding.
UCGAGACUGAAAGCAAUGUCAGAGAUGCACCCGUUAAUGCAACGUGACAGCGCAGCUAGCAGAGCAGCAGCAGCAGCAGCAGCAAGAGCAGCGGCGGCAAUCGGAACAGCAGCAACAGCAACAGCAACAGCAACGAAAUUAACGACGACGAGUAGCAGUAAAUGUAACAACAAUAACAACAACAGCUUAACACUAACUAUAAUGCGCCCAGCAACAAAAACAAACUCCAAAUUUCACAAACGCCGACGAAAGCGACAGCGGAGUGAACAGUGCAGCAACAACAGCAACAACAGCAACAGCAGCAGCAACAGCUGCAGCAACAGCAGCACAGCAACAACAGCAACAACAGCAAUCCGUAGAAGAUGUAGCAUCCCAUAUCUAAGCAGAACUGGCGCCUAUCUGACGCUUCUACUGCUAACUACAACAUGUUCCUUGUGCGCUGUUACCGCCGCAUCCACAGCCUCCGCCUCCGCCUCCACAUCCACAGCCUCUAGUGCUGCCACCGCAGCUGCCGCACCCGCCUCUGCCACGAGCAGCAGCGGCAGCAUUGGCGGCUUUGUGCCGCCCAGUUCGCCCUGCGCGCCGCAGCAUUGGUGGGAUCAGGUGCAGGACAAGUGCAUGCCUUGCACCAGCUGCCAGGGCGAGAUGAUACCGCUGCGUCCCUGCCAGCUGCACAUCGACACCGUUUGCCGCUCCAUCUACGAGCUGAAGAUCGACUGGGUGGUGCUGGCCAAGACGGAGCCCAACUGGAAGGAGCGCCGAAAGUCAUCGGAAUAUGAGCAUUUCGAUCAGCCAACGCCGCUGCAGCACUUGACCCACGAGCAGCUGCAGCAGCUGCACGAGGAGGCAGCCGCUGCACUGCCCCUCGACUGGCAGACGGGCGCCCUCUUCAUAGCGGUGCUCGCCUGCCUGCUCUUCUUCUCGGUCGCCGCCUGCAUACUCAUCCAUCACAUGCGCCAAUGGCGCCGCAUGGAGCGCCGACUGGACCAAGAUGUGGAAGAGUUGUCCACGAAGCUAAUGGCCAAGCUGGCCGAGGUGCAGAGCCUGGACGGUGGCACCUUCUUCAUAGGCAAUGCGGAUGCCCUGCGCGGACUGCCCGCCUCGGCAAUGACGGCCGCCUCGGCGGCAGCGUCCGCUGCGCAGUCGAGCCUCUUUCAGCCGCAACAUGUGCUGCUGCCUGUGGAGAAACAUACCAAGCAUCAGGAGCGAAGGAUUCUGAAGACCCUGCAGCCGGGCAAUGUGUAUAUCGAGGAGAAUCAAGGACUCGGCGCUGGCGUCUUGGCCAACUCGAAGGGCUGAACGGGCAGCCUGCUGAUGACCACUUAAGUGUACGUUAAAGUCAAGUAACACUGUACCACUGUAACAGCAACAGCAGCAGCAACUGAGGCGGCAGCAACUACUUUGUAUUAAGUCAACGCCGCUCAUGGGAGCUCGAGAACUUGCAAAAUUGGAUU